AUGUCCACUACUUAUUUAAUCGUCGGUGCCUCUAGGGGAAUUGGCUUCACUUAUGUCAAACAUUUGGCUUUAAACAAGUCUAAUUUGAUUAUUGCGACUGCGAGAAACGAAAAUGCGGCUGCAAAAUUACAAGCACUCGGUCCAAAUGUCAAGACUAUUUUGAUAGAUAUGCAAGACCCUUAUUCCAAGUUUGAAACUUCUUUCAAGCAGCUCGAGACAUUGGCUCCAUCCGGGGAAUAUGAUGUCGAUGCUUAUGACGAAGUCCUUUCGGUUAACAUUGGAGGUGCUGCAAAAGGCUACAAGGCAGCUUAUCCUUUCAUUUUCAAAGGAAAGGGAAUCAAGAAGAUUGUGUUCGGUUCCAGCUUACUUGGCCAGGUGGGCUACCCAAUUAAAGGUCAAGCUUAUGCAGCUUCCAAAGCAGGCCUUAACCAUUUGGGACACCAAAUCGCUUCUACCAACGCCAAAUCUGGAGACGAGUUGGUCAAAAACUCAGCUACAAUUUUGUUGCGUCCCGGUGUUGUUAACACCGAUAUGACUUCAGCCCUGCUUGAUUUCAAAGCAAAAGUCCCUCCUUCCUUGUUUAUUAGUCAAGACGAGUCUGUCACUGGUACUUUGUCUCUUGUCGAGAAGCUCACUAAUGCUGAUAGCGGGAAACUUUUCAAUUACAAAGGAGCAGGAUUUAAAUUCUCUGCCAUUUAG
Messenger RNA from Yamadazyma tenuis ATCC 10573, 699 nucleotides. Its product is annotated as NAD(P)-dependent dehydrogenase. The record is from RefSeq and is a predicted model, not a curated record. Lineage: Eukaryota; Fungi; Ascomycota; Pichiomycetes; Serinales; Debaryomycetaceae. Gene Ontology annotation, molecular function: oxidoreductase activity, acting on the CH-OH group of donors, NAD or NADP as acceptor.